UAAUUACCUACUUUGUAAUAUUCUGCAGUAUGCCUACGGAGGCCUCUGCACCGUGGCCUGUUUCAUGGCCGCACUCAUUCGCGGAGGGCGUCAUCUCUCGUAGGAGCUUAACAUCCACUCGACCCACUGGCAGACCACUUGUGAUAGCAGAAAGAGUGGGUAUCCAAGUGGCCAUCCUCGGUGGGACGGUGCCCUUUAUAACGUCGACGCUUCCCUGAUAGUUGAUUAAUCCUUGAUUCAGCUCUUGAUUACUGAAAACAUCAUUGUGAAAGAACCCGCCGGCGAAGCCCGAUUUCAACCCUCCCUCGCCGCCUGCGUUCCCUCCCAGCACUUUCUUCCUUUCGCAACUCUCCGCCAAACGUGCUGCUCGUUUCCGCUAAUCUAAUCUACCGAUUUGUUGCCGCUUUGGGAGAUCAUCAUUAUGUCACGAACAACCGUUCUGCUCAUCGGAGCUGCGGGUGAGACCGGAGGUUCCAUCGCAGCCGGACUUCUCGAGCACCCGACUUUUGAAAUCCACGCCCUUAUUCGACCCCGCUCUGCUCAGAAACCAGCGGUUCUCGCUCUGCAGGACAAGGGAGUACACAUCCGUAAAUGUGAUCUGAAAUCGUCUGAGGAGGAGCUCGAAAAGGCGCUCUCCGAUAUCGAUGUCGUCAUCAGCUGUGUUGGAUCGGCUGAGCAGCAGGAUCAAAUCCCCAUCGCCAACGCAGCGAAGAAAGCCGGUGUCAAGCGAUUCAUUCCCUGUGGUUUCAUCACGGUGGCACCACCGGGUGGGAUUAUGUGGCUCAGGGACGAGAAAGAGGCCGUUUACAACCAUAUCAAACAGCUCCACCUUCCCUACACUAUCAUCGAUGUUGGUUGGUGGUACCAACUUGCGUACCCCCGACUCGAGUCUGGAAAACUCGACUAUGCCAUGACAACGUCGAACAACGAGAUUGUUGGUGAUGGCAAUACGCCCUUGGCCUUGACAGAUUUGAGAGAUAUUGGUCGCUAUGUUGCUAGAAUCAUCACGGACGACCGUACAUUGAACAAGAUGGUCUUCGCAUACAACACCGUUCUCACACAAAACGAGAUCUUCGGCCUUCUGGAAGAAAUCAGUGGUGAGCAGAUUACCCGAAACUACAUUUCUGAGGAAUUGGUUCAAAAUCGAGUUCUUGCCGCUCGUCAAUCAAGUGAAACCUAUCCUUUUGAUCCCGUCAAGUUCAUCCCUCGGUACCUGGCCGAGUACCAGCUCUCAUGGGGUAUCCGUGGCGACAACAACCCGGAAUAUGCCAAGUACCUGGGUUACCUGUUGGCCAAGGAUCUGUACCCUGAAUUCCAGCCCAUAGACUUCAAAGACUAUCUUAUCGAAGUCUUCCAGGGAACAGCGAAAGGAAUCUACACAGACCGCACCAUCUCCAAGGCACAACAGCGCAUGUUCCCACGAAGCGAGUCGACCGAUUCGUUGCAGGGUCGAUUCUUCCCGAGAACCGAAUCCAGCGACUCUCUUUAUAUGUCACGAUAGACGCACAUCCGUCGCAAAUGCAGGAACAUUUCACGAAUAUUACGAGGCGUGCCAGCAGGUCUCAGUACUUUGUUUUUCAGCAUAGAACAAUUUCCUUACCAAGGUUUCUUGGUACUUGCUUUUCAUUUGGCUAUCCGUCUCUAGAUUGCGGCGUUUGGACAUCACACGAGGUCUAUUGUAUCAGAGAUCUUUUAUAUACCUGUGGUAUUGCUUCAUUUCUUUGGUCAUAGAUAUAUGCAAUAGGGAUCAGACAAAUCCCCUUUCACUUAUU
Aspergillus nidulans FGSC A4 is the source of this 1772-nucleotide messenger RNA. RefSeq names its product aromatic alcohol reductase. Bases 422 to 1501 code for a protein of 359 amino acids. The record is from RefSeq and is a predicted model, not a curated record. NCBI's taxonomy places the organism in Eukaryota, Fungi, Ascomycota, Eurotiomycetes, Eurotiales, Aspergillaceae. The transcript has 4 exons. Gene Ontology annotation, molecular function: oxidoreductase activity.